Molecule: messenger RNA, 2934 nt
Organism: Odocoileus virginianus texanus
Lineage: Eukaryota; Metazoa; Chordata; Mammalia; Artiodactyla; Cervidae
Source: RefSeq, a predicted model, not a curated record
AUGGUGAGACCAACAGAUCAGAAGACAGCUGCCACUGGAAAGACAGUUUGCUACUCACAGUGCCCGAAAGGAGGGCACACCAUGGCACGGUGGGCCUUACGGAGAAGCAGCAGCAUCAGUCAGGAGGAGAGAGCAGAAGAGGGAAAAUGCAGACAAGAACCGUUACUGUGGCUUCUGCCGGAAGGAAUGGGCGAGGACCCUAAAUUACGUGAACUUCUGGAUGUGGGGAACAUUGGGCGCCUGGAACAUCGCAUGAUAACAGUGGUGUAUGGGCCUGACUUAGUUAACAUCUCGCAUUUGAACCUCGUGGCUUUCCAAGAAGAAGUGGCUAAGGAAUGGACAAAUGAGGUUUUCAGUUUGGCAACAAACCUGCUGGCCCAAAACAUGUCCAGGGACGCAUUUCUGGAAAAGGCGUAUACUAAACUUAAGCUGCAAGUCACUCCAGAAGGACGCAUUCCUCUCAAAAACAUAUACCGCCUGUUCUCAGCAGACCGGAAGCGAGUCGAGACAGCUUUAGAGGCAUGUAGUCUUCCAUCUUCAAGGAAUGAUUCGAUACCUCAAGAAGAUUUCACUCCUGAAGUGUACAGAGUUUUCCUGAACAACCUUUGUCCUCGACCUGAAAUUGAUAACAUCUUUUCCGAAUUUGGUGCCAAAAGCAAACCAUACCUUACAGUUGAUCAGAUGAUGGAUUUUAUCAACCUCAAGCAGCGAGAUCCCCGGCUAAAUGAAAUACUUUACCCACCUUUAAAGCAAGAGCAAGUCCAAGUGUUGAUUGAGAAGUAUGAACCUAACAACAGCCUCGCCAAAAAAGGACAGAUAUCAGUGGAUGGAUUUAUGCGCUAUCUGAGUGGAGAAGAAAAUGGUGUAGUUUCACCUGAGAAACUGGAUUUGAAUGAAGAUAUGUCUCAGCCCCUUUCUCACUAUUUCAUUAAUUCCUCACACAACACCUACCUCACAGCUGGCCAGCUGGCUGGAAAUUCCUCUGUUGAGAUGUAUCGCCAAGUGCUCCUGUCUGGCUGUCGCUGUGUGGAGCUGGACUGCUGGAAGGGACGAACUGCAGAAGAGGAGCCAGUCAUCACCCAUGGGUUCACCAUGACCACAGAAAUAUCCUUCAAGGAAGUGAUCGAAGCCAUUGCUGAAUGUGCAUUUAAGACUUCACCUUUUCCAAUUCUACUUUCAUUUGAGAACCAUGUGGACUCACUCUUAAGAGUCCCUUGGAGACUCAUCUUCGGCGACGCCCUGCUCAUGGAGCCGCUGGACAAGUACCCGUUGGAAUCUGGAGUUCCCCUUCCAAGUCCUAUGGAUUUAAUGUACAAAAUUUUGGUGAAAAAUAAGAAGAAAUCACACAAGUCGUCAGAAGGAAGUGGCAAGAAGAAGCUCUCAGAACAAGCUUCAAACACGUGCAGCGACUCCUCCAGUGUGUUUGAGCCCUCGUCCCCAGGAGCCGGAGAAGCUGAUACAGAGAGUGACGAUGAUGACGAUGAUGAUGACUGUAAAAAGUCUUCAAUGGAUGAGGGGACCGCAGGGAGCGAGGCCAUGGCCACAGAAGAGAUGUCUAAUCUGGUGAACUAUAUCCAGCCAGUCAAGUUCGAGUCAUUUGAAAUUUCAAAAAGAAGAAAUAGAAGCUUCGAGAUGUCUUCCUUUGUGGAAACCAAAGGUCUUGAGCAACUUACAAAGUCUCCGGUGGAAUUUGUAGAAUAUAACAAAAUGCAGCUUAGCAGGAUAUAUCCAAAGGGAACACGCGUGGAUUCAUCCAACUAUAUGCCUCAGCUCUUCUGGAAUGCAGGCUGCCAAAUGGUUGCCCUUAAUUUCCAAACAGUGGACCUGGCUAUGCAGAUAAACAUGGGGAUGUAUGAAUACAAUGGCAAGAGUGGCUACAGGCUGAAGCCGGAGUUCAUGAGGAGACCUGACAAGCACUUUGAUCCGUUCACAGAAGGCAUCGUGGAUGGCAUAGUGGCCAACACUUUAUCUGUUAAGGUAUGUUCACCCCAUCACACAACUGUGGUUCUUCCUUCUCUAGCCUGUCUGAGGAUAGCAGUUUACGAAGAAGGUGGUAAAUUUAUUGGUCACCGAAUCUUGCCAGUACAAGCAAUUCGGCCAGGCUAUCACUAUAUCUGCCUGAGGAACGAGAGGAACCAGCCUCUGAUGCUGCCAGCACUCUUUGUCUACAUAGAGGUGAAAGACUACGUCCCAGACACAUAUGCAGACGUGAUUGAAGCUUUGUCAAAUCCAAUCCGAUAUGUGAAUCUGAUGGAGCAGAGAGCUAAACAACUGGCUGCUUUGACACUGGAAGAUGAAGAAGAAGUAAAGAAAGAGGCUGAUCCUGGGGAAACACCAUCAGAAGCUCCGAGUGAAGCCAGGCCAACUCCAGCAGAAAACGGGGUGAAUCACACGACGUCCCUGACACCCAAACCACCCUCCCAGGCUCUCCACAGCCAACCAGCUCCAGGGUCGGACCGGCGACUGCUUGGCAGCCGCGGCCCUGCGCGCCCAGCCCUCCCGCCCUCCCGCCUCUCAAACCCGUUUGUUGCAGAUGUCGAAGCGCAGACGAUUGAAGAGCUGAAGCAGCAGAAAUCGUUUGUGAAGCUUCAAAAGAAGCACUACAAGGAAAUGAAAGAGCUGGUGAAGAGACACCACAAGAAGACCACCGACCUCAUCAAGGAGCACACUGCGAAAUACAAUGAGAUCCAGAACGACUACUUGAGAAGGAGGGCAGCUCUGGAAAAGACAGCCAAGAAGGACAAUAAGAAAAAAUCAGAACCCAGCAGCCCUGACCACGUCUCUACAACAAUUGAGCAAGACCUUGCUGCCCUGGAUGCUGAAAUGACCCAAAAGUUAGUAGAUCUGAAGGAUAAACAACAGCAGCAGCUGCUUAAUCUUCGACAAGAGCAGUAUUAUAGCGAAAAAUACCAGAAGCGAGAACACAUUAAACUG